AUGAUCAAAAACAUUGGCAAAUUCAAGCAGUGGACAGGGGAAAAGAUGGGCAAGGCCCAGAAGACGCGCAUGGAUGAUGAUUUCAAUGCUCUCCAGGCCGAGACCGAGGCUAGGCGAGUUGCUUUGGAUAAACUUGACGAGACCUCACAGGCUUACCUAAAAGUCCUCAGUAAGCAAGUGGAGGGUGAGCACAAGGUCAAGGGUCUAGCCAUUGAAAUGUUUGGCUUGAGCAUGUAUUCAAAGGCACAAGUGAUCCAGGAAGGAUCAAGCUAUCGGGACUCUUUAUUAGCGAUGGCAGAGGCACAUCAGGCCAUUGGGUCGGCACAGAAUGACAUGAUUUUUCAUUUCAAAGGAUCAUAUCUCGAGUGUCUGGAGAAGGAACAGGAGCGGAUGAAAGAAUAUCAGGCAUUGCAAAAGAAGCUGCAGUCUCGGAGACUGGAUUAUGAUGCUAAAUUAGCAAAGGUCCAAAAGGCCAAAAAAGAAAAACCAGAAUGGGAAGAGGAAAUGCAAGCAGCUAAAGCAAAGUACGAGGACACUCGGGAGUCCAUGCUUACUACCAUGACCUCCAUCAUUGAUGCUCAGGACGAAAAUGUAUAUGGGCUAAAGGUCUAUUAUGAUGCCUUGUUGGCAUUUGCACGCAAGAUGGUCGAGACUCUUGAGGCAAUCCCUGAAAGCACAUUUACAACUUCUUUUUCACCCAGCAAUGGCUCCCAUUCCGAUAAAAUCACUUCGCCCUCUUCAAAAAGGAUAAGCAGACAAAUAUCACGUGAAACAGAUGAAGACCAUCGGUCGAUUUAUUCAGAUGAUCAGAACAGCAGCGGUAGAAGCAGCACCAGCAGCACCAGUAGCAGAAACUAUAAUAAUAAUAAUAACAAUAACACCAAUAAUAAGCGCAACUCUGUCUCCAUCUCUACAGCACGACACAUGCCAGCGCCCCUUGACCGAGCAGCAUCCGUCUCUGAUCUACGUCGUCAGUCUACUUUUAACAAUCAAUACCAGCGUGGGUCUUCUGACCUGAGUCGGUCGACAUCCUUUUUGAGCACCAAUGGAACAUCCAAGAACAACAUUCCUGCAUUUUCAAAGACAAACGGGAUUGUCUCUUCAACAACAGCAGCCUCACCACCUCGUACGACGAAGCCACAAAAGCAAGUUAGGGCUCUCUACAACUUUGAGGCCACAGGAGAUGGUGAAUUGUCCCUUCAAAAGGGUGAUAUCAUCCGGAUCAUCGAAGAGAUCGAUGCAGGGUGGUGGGAAGGUGAAUUGGUAGAUACAAAUGGUAUGCGACAUGAAGGCAUGUUCCCUUCCAACUAUGUCGAGGAAAUAGUACCCAGCAAUGACUCUAGACCUGGAUUCGGAUCGGGAUCCAAUAGAAGAAAAUCCUCGCUCAACUCUGUCUCAUCAAUAUUAGAACCAACAACAACACGACAUUAUCAGGAUGAGGAAGAGGCCGCCUAUCAUGAACGAGAAUCACCCACUGGCUCCUACUAUGAAGAUCCAGAACCGGAGCCCCUAAUUGAGCAACAACAUCAACAAAGUUCUAUCCCUGGAUUUACAAAAAGAGCUCCCCCUCCCCCUCCCGCACGCCAACCUAAUUCGUCCGCCACUGCCACCACCACUACUCCUCUAACUUCUACAGCCAUGGCCAAAGCCACUCCUCGUCCAGUUUCAACCAUCAUGCCUCACACGAAAGCAGCUGUGGGUUGUAGAGCAGCUCCACCGCCCCCUCCAGCCUCACGCCGUGCACCUCCAUUGCCAGUCUCUACUUCUACAGAUACGUUGCGACACAGUGUCAUCUUACCUCAGGGACCAUUGACGCCUUCUGUAUUAGGAGGAGGAGGAGGAGGAGUGUCCACCCCUGGUAUGGGCUAUAUUCCCAAGGACUAUUUUGCGAACCAGAAUGUAGCAGCGACGAAUGAUAUGGGCCCUUGUCGUGAAUGCAACUGUACAGAGUUUAAUCCUAAUGUCUUUAAACGCGGAUCAUGUAACAAUUGCUUUCAUGCUCACUAA
This is a messenger RNA of Lobosporangium transversale, 2007 nucleotides long. RefSeq lists its product as hypothetical. Gene Ontology annotation, biological process: endocytosis; actin cortical patch localization; plasma membrane tubulation. The transcript is spliced from 6 exons. Lineage: Eukaryota; Fungi; Mortierellomycota; Mortierellomycetes; Mortierellales; Mortierellaceae. Gene Ontology annotation, cellular component: mating projection tip; medial cortex; actin cortical patch. Bases 1 to 2007 code for a protein of 668 amino acids. Gene Ontology annotation, molecular function: lipid binding; protein binding. The record is from RefSeq and is a predicted model, not a curated record.